UUUGAAGUGACCAACACAAAAAUCAAACCAAAAUGGCAAGAAAGAGAAAGGCUGUUGAAGGAGUGGAAGCAGACAAGAGCUCAAGUGAAGGAGGAGCUUUGGGUUGGGAUGAGAUGGUGAAGGAGGCAACCGCCACGGCAGCAGCGCUAAGUGGAGGCGCUCGAAGGGCCCGAAAGCGAUUCGUCGGCGUUCGUCAACGACCGUCAGGACGAUGGGUGGCGGAGAUCAAAGACACUAUACAGAAGAUUAGAGUAUGGUUAGGAACAUUCGACACAGCAGAGGAAGCAGCUAGAGCGUACGAUGAGGCAGCUUGUUUACUUCGUGGCUCGAACACGAGAACAAACUUCUGGCCUUGCUCCCCUUUAUCAUCUUCAUCACCUGCCCUUCCUUCAAAGAUCACUAAUCUACUAAUCCAAAGGCUUAAUGCAAGAAACAACAACUCCUCUAUACAUAAUCUUCCAAUCAAUCAGCAAGAACAAAAACAUCAGCCAGUUCAAGAAAGGAUGUUAAACUCAAUUGAUCAUCAAAGCAGAGAAGAAUUAACGACAACAUGUUUCACUGACAGAGUUCUAAAUGAUUUACUCAAUGAUCAAGAAGUGUUCACCACAAAUCCCAAUAUUGAGGAAAUCAGUAGAAGUUUCGAGUCAUGUUUGACAGAGAAAGAUGAAUCUGACAGUGGAGAAAUGGAGAGUAGCAACUGGGUGGGAAUGACCCAAAUGAAUAACUCAAAUGGAGGAGAUGAGAAAAAUGAACUUGUUCAAGAAGAAGAAGAAGAAGAUCAAGAAGAAGGAUCAAAUGUUUUGGAUUUUCAUUUCCUUGAUGACAUUGGACCACCAUGUUACUACUCGCCAUUUGAGAUAGCAGAGGAAAUUGGUGAGCCAAUGGAGGGAGGAGAAGGAAAUGAAGAUGAACCAUCUUCAAUGUUGAGAGAAGCUAUGAAAAGGAUGAAAUAUGAGAGGAAAAUUUCAGCUUCUUUGUAUGCCUUUAAUGGAAUACCAGAGUGUUUAAAAUUGAAGCUUGGGGAAGGAAGUGGAGUAAGAUCUAAUUCUGAACUGAUAACAAGCUUGAGAAAAGCUUGUGACAGAAGAAGAUCAAAUGAGGAGAAGGUUGAGGAAGAAGAAGAAGAUGAAGAAGAUAAAGAAGAAAUGAAGUCUUUUUCAAGCAAUGAAGUUGAUUUGUCCAUUUGGAGUUCAUUAGAUCUUCCACCUAUUUGCUUUGUUAACUGAGUUCUAGCCAUUAUCAAAGAAAAAAUUGCUUUUUUUUUU
Cucumis melo (muskmelon) is the source of this 1265-nucleotide messenger RNA. RefSeq names its product ethylene-responsive transcription factor ERN1-like. The record is from RefSeq and is a predicted model, not a curated record. Gene Ontology annotation, molecular function: DNA binding; DNA-binding transcription factor activity. Lineage: Eukaryota; Viridiplantae; Streptophyta; Magnoliopsida; Cucurbitales; Cucurbitaceae. Gene Ontology annotation, biological process: regulation of DNA-templated transcription. The transcript has a single exon. The coding region runs from base 33 to 1226 and encodes 397 amino acids.